This is a messenger RNA of Oncorhynchus masou masou (cherry salmon), 4383 nucleotides long. Its product is annotated as serine/threonine-protein phosphatase 4 regulatory subunit 2-A-like. Gene Ontology annotation, cellular component: protein phosphatase 4 complex; cytoplasm; nucleus. Bases 249 to 1481 code for a protein of 410 amino acids. The transcript is spliced from 9 exons. Lineage: Eukaryota; Metazoa; Chordata; Actinopteri; Salmoniformes; Salmonidae. Gene Ontology annotation, molecular function: protein phosphatase regulator activity. The record is from RefSeq and is a predicted model, not a curated record.
GAAGGCCGGUUUGCCAGACAUACUCUGACUGGACAUGCCCAGUUGUGUGGGUAGCUAACGUUAGCUAGCAAGUGUGAGUCAAACGGCGCCAUAAACUCACUGGGAUGCAUUGUUGCUAGCUAGCGGUAGCUAGCUUUUUCUGAUUUCCUGUCGCUGGUGUGUAGGGGACUUCGGUUGGCAUAAAAUAGCUUACGUUACAACCAUGGAAAUCGACAAACUUUUGGAGGGUUUUACGGUUUCCUAUUUUCAUGCAUCUACGUUCAGACUUCGAGAAGAAAGGGAAGAAAGAUGCCUGCCCUGCCCUGGAUCAAUUUCUGUGUCAUGUCGCCAAAACGGGAGAAACGAUGAUUUCAUGGUCACAGUUCAAAAGUUAUUUCCUGUUCAAACUUGAGAAGGUAAUGGAUGACUUCAGAGCCUCGACACCAGACCAGCGAGGGCCAGCCAAUCCUAAUGUGGAGUACAUUCCAUUUGAAGAGAUGAAGGAGAGGAUUCUCAAAAUCGUAGAAGGAUACAACGGGAUUCCGUUCACCAUCCAGCGUCUGUGUGAGUUACUGACUGAGCCAAAGAGGAACUACACAGGAACAGACAAGUUCCUCAGGGGAGUGGAGAAGAAUGUGAUGGUGGUGAGCUGUGUGUGUCCUACGUCAGAGAAAAAUGGGGCAACCAGUGUAAAUAGAAUGAAUGGAGUGAUGUUCCCUGGCAAUACCGCUAUUUAUUCAGAAAGUAGGAAUGUAAAUGGACCAGGCACCCCAAGGCCACUGAACAGACCAAAGCUAUCACUAUCCACCUCUCUGGCUACAAAUGGUCUCCCUGACAGCACAGACGAUAAGGAGCCACUCACAGAACAAGAGGAGGAGCAUGUUGUCAGUGAUUCCUCGGUAUCGGAAAGUGAUGCCACACAGAGCAGUCCGAUGAAGACCAAGCAUCCGGAAGAGGAUGCAACGGAGGCAGAGAGCCACGAAGUCAAGAGGCUGAAGUUUGACAAAGACAUGGAUGAAGAGGAUGAGGUAGACAAGGAGAUGUCAUGUCCUGCACCUGCCCAAAGUUCAUCAGACAUGCCAGAAUCGUCAACAGAUGUUGUUGAGGAAGAAAAAGACAAGUCUGCUGAUAUGCUCACCACAGACGAUCAUGAGCCCUCCAGUACUCAGACAGAAGAUCCCUUUGAUGACGAGGAAGAGACAUCAGAGAGGGAGGCUGAGUAUGGCCCCACCCACAGACUAAAGAGUGACAACACCAUGGACCAGUCACUGAGCAAGCUGCUCCUCUCAGGGAAUGAUCUGAGUUUAGAGGAACAGGAGGAAGGUGAUUGCAGUGACCCAGUAAGUAGCAGCAGUAGCAGCAAUGGGGAGGGAGCACCCAGUGAAGAGCCUAUCCCCUCUGCCUCUCCCAGCAGUACAGCUGAGUCGUUGGCAGAGGGCGCUGCUAAAGAAAACUGUUCAGAAAGCUCAGAGACUGCAGAUGAGCCCAUGGAACAGGACUAACCUGAGGCUGAGGCCCCCCCCCCCCAACAUUACUUUACACUGUAUAUUGACACUGUACCAAACCCAGGAGAUCUCUGUACCACAAUGGACCUGUAAUCUCCCAGCACAGGGAGGCUUUUUGUGUGAGGCCCCAGAGGAUUUUCACCCUCAGGUCUCUUCACGCCUUGUAAGACCCACCCACCUCCUGACGGCCACGCAUCAGUCCGUUUUUAAAAACUGGAACUUAUCAUUUAAAGUUCCCCUCCAGCUAGAUUUUUUUUAAAGCCUGUGGCAUUCAAAAAAAACGACUCAGCUGUACUUUUUUUAUCAUCUUGAUAGUUUUUAUUUCUCUCAUGGAUCACUGUAAUUUUAAUAUUUACUGCUAUUUUAGACACCAGUUCUAAAGCUGCUUGGUUAACAUUGUCAUAAGGAAUGAAUCAGCCACUUCUGUGUGUUUGUUGUGAUCUCAAUCUGUGGUGAAAGUAUCAUGUUGGCCGGCCCAGUUACGGUCUCCUCUGGAUCUGUGGGAUGCCUUGGGUUUUCCCUUGGUAAAGCUACCGUUCACAUCUAUGUUUAAAUUUCUAGUGUAGUUGUCCAUACUUUGGAAUGUAAAGUAUGAAGGAUUGUCCAUGACACACAUCUGUUCCAUAAAACCACUGGAAGCCCUUGCCCUGCAAGUUUGGUAAUCUUGCAAAGUAAACAUACCGAAACCAUGGAUUGCAACCAAUCCUCAUGUACUAUUGCACUCUGAUUGAACAAAACAGUGCUUUCAGAAAGUAUUCAUACCCCUCGACUUAUUGAAAAAAAAUAAUUACAGCUUAAAUUCAAAAUAGCUUAAAUGUUAACACACAAUAACCCAGAAUGAAAACACAUUUUUAGAAGUCUUUGCAAAUUUAUUGAAAAUGAAAUAAAUAUCUAACUUAAAGGUAUACACACCCCUUUGUUAUGUCACACCAAACUGAGCUCAGGAGCAGCCAACUUCCUUUGAUCAUCCUUGAGCUGUCACUACAACUUGAUUGUAGUCCACCUGUGGCUGAUUAAUUUGUUUGGACAUGAUUUAGAAAAACACCUGUCUAUAUAAGGUUCCACAGUUGACAGUUCAUGUCAAAGCAGAAACUAUUACCAUGAAGUCCAAGGAACUGUCCGUAGAGUGCCGAGACACAUAUCUGGGGGAAGGGUAUAAAACAAUUUUAGAGUUUUUGCGAGCACAGUGGUCUCUUAUCAUUGGGACAUUGAAAAAAAUAUAGAAUUACCCAGACUGCCUAGCUCUAGCUAGCCGGAAGGUUUUGAUUUUUUAUUAUUUAACUAGGCAAGUCAGUUAAGAACAAAUUCUUAUUUUCAAUGACGGCCUAGGAACAGUGGGUUAACUGCCUGUUCAGGGGCAGAAUGACGGAUUUAUACUUUGUCAGCUCAGGGAUUAGAACUUGCAUCCUUCCGGUUACUAGUCCAACACUCUAACCACUAGGCUAUCCUGCUGUUCUCAGAAGCCAGAAGUCUUUGCGCACUUCACCAAUCUGAGCUUUAUGGGAGCGUGGCCAGACGGAAGCCGCUCCUAACAAAAAGGGACAUGAUGGAAGGCCUGGAGUUUGCAAAAAGGCAUAUGAAAGACGGAGCAUAAGGCAAAAGAUUCUGUUGUCUGAUGAGAAACAAAUUGGCCUGAAUGCAAAGCGCUUUGUCUAGAGAGAAACAGGGACAGCUAAUCACCUAUCUAACACCAUCCCUACUGUAUAGCGGUGGUGGCAGCAUCUUGCUAUAGGGAUGCUUUUCAGUGGCAGGGAUUGAGAGACUGGUAAGGAUACCGCGAACAAUGAAUGGUGUCAAAUCCCUAAUGAGAACCUGCUUCAGAGUGCAAAUGACCUUGGACUGGGGUGAAGAUUUACAUUCCGACAGGACAAUGACCCCAAGCGCAUAGCCAAAGCAAUGCUGGAAUGACUUCAGAACAAGAGUUUGAAAGUCCUUGAGUGGCUUAACCAAAGCCCAUUGAAAAUCUAUGGAAAGACUUGAAGAUUGCUGUUCACCGCCACUUUCCAUUUAACUUAACAGAGCUUGAGAAAAUCUGCAAGGGCGAAUGGAAAUCCCCAAAUCCAGAUGUGCAAAGCUGAUGCAGACGCACCCAAGACGACACAAAGCUGUAAUCGCCACCAAAGGUGUUUUUGACUCGGGUGUGAAUACUUAUAAUUUACAUAUGUAUUUAUGAUUCAAUACAUUUGCAAAAAUAAAUGUUUUCACUUUGACAUUAUGGGGUAUUUUGUGUAGGAAAAUUGAAUUUGGGCUUUAACCCAACAAAAUGUGGAAUAGGUUGAGGGGAAUGAAUACUUUCUGACAGCACUGUAUAGCUGUGAACAAAUUGCUCUGAACAUUCCAGGAGCAAUCUCAUCGUUCUCUACCUUCUCACCUGUUGCUAAGUCUUCCAAAACAUCAGAAGACAAUAAUAUUGGCAAUUUCCUGAUUUCUGUUGUCUGACAGUAUUGAGUGAAUGCUUUUGUUUGUUGACCACAGUUACUGUCAGUUUUUGUGUCCGAUUUACUCAAAUGGUAAGAAAACAUGGUUUACUUUAGUUCUCACAAUCUUUUCAAUUGAAUAAAAUUACAUUUGUCAAAUUGAAAUGUCAAUAUCAGCACUAAAUGUCAUUGAUCACAAGAAUCUUGUUUGAUUUUAUUUUGAGAGUUUACUGGCUGCCAUAUCUUUACCAGUUUCUGCAACUGUCUUUUUAUAUAUUAGGAUAAACAUUUCUGUAAAGUAGAUUUUGUAGAUUGUAAUAUGUGUUCACUGCCUUUGUGAAACCGAUUGACAUCUCUGUAAAUUGAAUGAUUAGCUUUCAGCACAGUAUUCAUAUGAAGCAAUAAAUGCUAACAUUUUAAGUGUGGGGUUUGCUUAAUUUGUAUCAGUACGUUUUCCAAGUAAAUUUUGCCAACUGAAUACA